Drosophila willistoni is the source of this 297-nucleotide messenger RNA. RefSeq lists its product as uncharacterized. Bases 1 to 297 code for a protein of 98 amino acids. The record is from RefSeq and is a predicted model, not a curated record. Lineage: Eukaryota; Metazoa; Arthropoda; Insecta; Diptera; Drosophilidae. The transcript has 2 exons.
AUGAAAUUUACGUUAAUUUUGCUUAUUGCUGGCAUUGCUGCCAUCUGUGCCGCACCUGCUCCAGUUGCUGAUGAUGGCGCCGAGGAGUCCUCUGUCAAGGCCAAACGUGGCUUGACAUUGGGUCUGGGCUACCACGCCCCAUUGGUGACACACACCUCACAUUACGUGGCCGCUGCACCGACCAUUGUGCAUCAUGCUCCAUUAAUUUCGCAUGCACCGCUCAUAGCACACGCGCCACUCAUUGCACAUCAUCCUUUGUCCUAUCAUCUGCCAACUUAUCAUUCCAUACACUACUAG